This is a messenger RNA of Beauveria bassiana ARSEF 2860, 1665 nucleotides long. Its product is annotated as Hexose transport-related protein, putative. Gene Ontology annotation, cellular component: membrane. Bases 1 to 1665 code for a protein of 554 amino acids. Gene Ontology annotation, biological process: transmembrane transport; carbohydrate transport. NCBI's taxonomy places the organism in Eukaryota, Fungi, Ascomycota, Sordariomycetes, Hypocreales, Cordycipitaceae. The transcript is spliced from 6 exons. The record is from RefSeq and is a predicted model, not a curated record. Gene Ontology annotation, molecular function: carbohydrate:proton symporter activity.
AUGGGUAGACCUGCCGACGACCCUCAGCCCGAGCUGCAGCACAUAUCCACGACCCAAGAUGACCGCCCGUCCUUUGACAAGCACGAUGCGGCCGAUAUUCGCGAAAUCCAGGGCAACGCCAACUAUUACGAAACCAUUACCGCCGCGCCGCUCGAUCCCUGGUCCAAGACGAGCUUUCAGCUAUACUUGAUCUUGCUGGUCGCGGCCCUCAACGCCACGGCUUCUGGGUUUGACGGAUCUAUUUUCAGCUCCAUUAAUGCCAUGCCGCAGUAUCAAAAAUACUUUCACCAUAAUGAGCUUGGCUCUGCUACUGGCAUCAUCUUUAUGAUUUACACCAUUGGCAACAUGAUUGGCUCCCUCUUUACCGGCCCCAUCUGCGAUCGCUUCGGUCGCCGCGCCGGUAUGAUUACCGGCUCCGUCCUCAUCAUGGUGGGCGCCGCCGUCCAGACUGCCGCCCGAUCCGACGCCUACCUCCUCGGCGGCCGUUUCGUCCUCGGCUUUGGUGUUUCCAUUGGCACAUCCUCCGCGCCGACCUAUGCGCUCGAACUCGCACCCCCGCAAUGGCGCGCCCGCGUCGUCGGCUACUACAACACUUUCUUUUACACGGGCGCCAUUCUCGCCACCGGCGUCGCAUACGCCGCCAUAAAAUCCCCCGGCGAAACGGCCUUUCGCCUGCCUCUCGGCCUGCAGCUGAUCCCGCCGCUCUUCAUCUGCGCCGGCGCGCUCCUGGUGCCCGAGUCGCCGCGCUGGCUGACCAUGUGGGGAAAAAAGGACCAAGCCGCCGCCAUCCUGGCAAAGUACCACGGCGGCGGCGACAUGCAGCACCCGAUGGUGCAGCUGGAGCUGCGCGAGUUUGAGGCCGGCAUCGAGCUGCAAAAGAAGAGCGCCACCAGUAUCUGGAACUACUACGGCCUGGUCGACUCGCACAAUGCGCGCUGGCGGUUUGCCAUGAUGGCCUUCAUGUCCGUCUUUGCGCAGCUGAGCGGCAAUUCCGUCCUCACGUACUACCUGCCGUCCAUGUAUAAGCUGCUCGGGGUCAAGACGCCCGAGAGAAAGCUGCUGCUGACGUUUGCCAACACGAUUGUCUCGGGUGCCGGCGCGGUGGCCGGCUCGGCGCUGAAUGACAGUGUCGGGCGCCGCACCAAGCUCUGGGUCGGCAGCAUCGUGCUGGCUGGCCUGUUUGGUGGCGUCACGGGCUUCUCGAGCUACUUUGAAGGCGGCAAGACGGAUGUAAGCUCGACUAUAACCAACGGAGGUAUUGCUUUUAUCUUUCUCUUUGGUUGUGCCUACUCCUUCAUCUACACGCCCCUUACGGCCACCUACUGCGCCGAAGUCUUGUCCACUCCGAUGCGAGCCAAGGGAAUGGGAAUCCACGUCAUUCUGUCAAACUGUGCCAAUCUUUACAAUACCUACGUUACAGCCGUCGCCCUCGAAGCCAUCGACUUUCGCUAUUACUUUGUCUUUGUCGGCCUCAACCUCACCUAUGCCGCCGUGUGGUAUUUUCUCGGCGUCGAGACACGAGGCCGCACGCUAGAGGAAAUGGAUGAGGUCUUUAAUGCGAGAUUCCCGCCUAGAGCAGCCCUGCAAAAGGCCGUCAUGGUCAAGCAAAGCAACGGUCACUUGGCGGAUGCAAGUGCUGUGGCUGGCCAUGGGGAGCGUGCCUAA